Molecule: messenger RNA, 2532 nt
Organism: Periophthalmus magnuspinnatus
Lineage: Eukaryota; Metazoa; Chordata; Actinopteri; Gobiiformes; Gobiidae
Gene: strn
Product: striatin, calmodulin binding protein
Exons: 17
Coding region: 103-2415 (770 amino acids)
Cellular component (GO): dendrite
Molecular function (GO): protein-containing complex binding; calmodulin binding; protein phosphatase 2A binding
Source: RefSeq, a predicted model, not a curated record
GCUGGUCCAUGCGCAGCGGAGGCGGCGGAGGUGGGCGGCACAUCUCUCCUCUUCCCCCGGACCAGGAGCGCUCUGAGGCGGCGUACAUCAGCUGCAGGCUCCAUGGACGAGCAGGCCGGUCCCGGGGUGCUGUUCCCGGGCAGCGGCGCCGUGAAGUCCCCGCUGCCUGGAGCCGGAGAGGCGGCCCGGGCUCUCUACAGCCUCCCCGCGGCGCUGCACUUUCUCCAGCGGCAGUGGGCGAGCUUCGAGCGGGAGAGACACCAGUGGGACACGGAGAGGAGCGAGCUGCAGUCGCAGAUCGCGCUGCUUCAGGGUGAGAGGCGCGGUCAGGAGAACCUCCGGAAGGAUCUACAGAGGAGGAUCAAGAUGUUGGAGUACUCGCUCAGACAAGAGAGAGGCAGAUUUCACCGACUGAAACACGGCUCAGACCUGAUCCAGGACCAGCUCAGACCCCCCGAGUACGACUCAGACGAAGACGAGAGUCCAGCUCCACCUCCUUGUCUCCAAAGCUGCAUCCAGGGUCAGCAGAUCAUAACGAGGUACCUGGAGGAGCUCGGGUACACAGACGUCCUGGAGGUCAAGUCCAACAGAGUCCGAAUCCUUUUGGGUCAGAGUCCGGACGAGGAACCCACGACCAGUCAGGACCCUGUGGACCCUCUGGACCCUCUGGACCCUGUGGACCCUCUGGACCCUGUGGACCCUCUGGACCCUGUGGACCCUCUGGACCCUCUGCGCUGUGUGGAGUCUGUGAUGGAGACCUUCAGGAUCAUAGAGAGAGCUGCGGCUCAGUUCAGCCAGGACCAGGACCAGAGCCCGGAUCAAGACCAGAUCCUGGACCGAGAUCUGGACCGCGACAUAGACCGGGAUCUGGACCUGGACGAGGACCCGAGCACAGCUGACCUGAUGGUGCGGCGUCACUCGACCGUCUCCUCCUCCUCCUCCUCCUCCUCCUCCUCUUCUCUGAGUGAGGACACAGACACCAAGGAGGCUCUGAGAGGCUUCAACUUUCUGUGCAGCGCCGAAGAGGGCGCCCCUUGUGAUCUGGACCUGAGUCUAGGCCGGACCUGGGACCAGAGUGUGAUCGAGGAGCUGAAGGAGCAGUACAAGAGAGAGAGGAGAGGCAAGAAGGGCGUCAAACGACCAAACCGCUCUAAACUGCAGGACAUGCUGUCAAACCUGCGAGAGGCUGAGGACGUGUCUCCGGGACCCCCCUGUGGUCCCCCUCGAUCCGGACGCUUCAGUGACCAAGACCCGGGGCGACCGGACGACGAGCCGGUGUUUGUGGCGUCUCCGGGGAAGUCCUUCCUCUUGGGGCCGGUGGACGAGGCCGUGUCCCUGGACCUGGGUCUGGGGGAACUGGCUGGACUGACUGUGGCCAACGAGUCUGAGGGGCCCGUGUACGAUGUCUCUACAGACUCUGUCAGGAGGACUUGGUCUCAGAAGUUCAGUCUGAGGAGCCAUCUGGACUCAGUUCGGUCUCUGGUCUUUCAUCCGAUUGAGCCGCUGCUGCUGACGGCGUCUGAAGACCACACUCUGAAGCUCUGGAACCUGCACAAGACCAGCACCAGCAAGAAGUGUGCAGCUUUAGACGUGGAGCCAAUCUACACCUUCAGAGCUCACAGUGCUCCAGUCUUGGCUGUGGUCAUGAGUUCUUCUGGGGAGCAGUGCUUCAGUGGAGGAGCCGACGGCGCCAUCUACAGCUGGAACACGCCCGGCGCAACCACCGACCCCUAUGACCCCUAUGAGCCAGGCAUCCUGCGGGGGGCGCUCUCCGGUCACUCUGACGCGGUGUGGGGCGUGGCCUAUAGCUCCGCCCACCAGCGACUCAUUUCCUGUUCAGCCGAUGGGACUCUGAGGGUUUGGGACGCGUCCGAAACUCUGCCUGCGCUCACCGUCAUCAGGACAGGGGACACAGAGCUGGACACCCCGUCCUCUUUGGACCUCCUCACCUCUGACCCGGCUCUGCUCGUCUGCUCCUCCGCCUCCGGAUCCAUCGGCCUCUUUAACCUGGAGACGCAACAACGGGUCCUGAGCCUGGAGACCGGACCGGAGACCGGACCAGAGACCAGGGUCAACCAGGUCCUCAGCCACCCCUCUCUGCCCCUGACCAUCAGCGCAGGAGAUGACCGCCACAUUCGCUUCUACGACAACAACACAGGUAAACUGGUGCACUCCAUGGUCGCUCACCUGGACUCAGUCACCUGUCUCUCUGUGGACCCCAACGGACUCUACCUGCUGUCAGGCAGUCAUGACUGCUCGGUGCGUCUCUGGAGCCUGGACUCUCGGACCUGUGUUCAGGAGUUCACCGCUCACCGCCGAAAGUUCAACGAGUCCAUCCACGCCGUCGGCUUCCACGGUGCGCUGGGCUACAUGAGCAGCGGGGGGGCGGACGGGCUCGCCAAGGUCUACGUGUGAGGGGGGGAGGGGCUAGAGGAAGGGGAGGGGCUAGAGAGAGGAGAAGGGGUAUGGAGUGACUGCCCACCCCCUGGUUCCAGAGGUAAAGUUCCAUACAUUUUUCCCAUAGACUUUCUG